AUGUGGCUGGAAUUAAGCUUACUUAUUAUAUUCCUAGUAAUAUAUUACUAUUACUUUAUAAACAAUUGGAAUUACUGGUCAUCGCAAGAUGUAGUCGGUCCAAAACCUUCAAUUCCUUUUGGAACAGUCGGAGACAUUGUGAUCGGAAAACACAACUUGGGAACUUACCUCCAAGAAAUUUACACGACCUACAAAAAAAGUAAGUUAGUGGGUGUUUAUCGGUUGCGCAAGCCGAUUUUGAUCGUGAAUGACUUGGAUUUGAUAAAAGACGUUUUGAUAAAAGACUUCAGCAAAUUCGCGGACCGCGGGCGAGAGAUCCAUGAUAAGCACGAGGCCUUGGCAGUUAAUUUGUUUAAUUUAGAGCCUCAGAGAUGGCGUCCCUUAAGAUCGAAGCUGACUCCGAUGUUUACUUCGGUGAAAUUGAAGGAUAUGUUUUAUUUGCUGGUGCAGUGCGCUGAUCAGAUGGAAACUUACUUGGACAAAUUCGAAAAUGGACAGGUUGAUAUGCGUGAAAUAGCCACCAGAUUCACAACGGAUGUCAUUGGUGUGUGCGUUUUUGGAUUGCAAGCUAAUGCGCUAGCGGAGGAGGACAGUCUAUUUCGGAAAAUGGGCAAGAGGAUUUUUGAGCUGAAUAUUAGGAACGUAGGGAGAACUAUUUUGGGGAGUUUCUUGCCGGAGCUUUAUAAAGUUGUGGGGUACUUUUUUAGGGAUAGUGUGCUAGAUAAUUUUUUUAUUGGGAUUACCAAAGAUACGAUGGAUUACAGAAGAAAAAAUAGGAUCAACAGACAUGAUUUCGUUGACUUGCUGAUAGAGUUGAAAGAUGAGCCGAGUAAAGUUGGGGAACUAGAAUUGACAGAUAAAGUGUUAGCAGCCCAACUCUUUGUUUUCUUCGCCGCGGGCUUUGAAACUUCAUCAACGACCAUCGGUAACGCUCUCUAUGAAAUGGCGCUCAAUCAUUCGGUCCAAGAAAAACUGAGGCAAGAAAUCAAAGACGAGUUGAUUCGCACCGACGGAAAGUUCACUUACGAGGGAGUCAAAAAUAUGAAGUACUUGGAUAAAGUAUUUCUAGAAACUUUGCGAAAGUAUCCACCGUUACCGUUUUUGACUCGUCGCUCAAUGGAACCUUACACUUUCACCGGUACUAAUCUGACAAUUCCUGCAAAAACUGAAGUCUGGAUCCCGAUGCUUGGAAUACAAAGAGACCCAGAGUACUAUCCAAAUCCCAGUGUCUUUAACCCCGAACAUUUCAGCGAGGAACAAGUCAAAAGUCGCCACGACAUGACUUUCUUGUCAUUUGGUGACGGACCGCGAAAUUGCAUAGGCGCGCGCUUUGGUUUAAUGCAAACAAAAAUAGGAGUAAUUACCGUAUUACGAAAUCAUACUGUAGAUAUUUGUGACAAAACAGACCAUAAUUAUGAAGUAGACCAUCGGGCUUUUUUGUUGGUUCCAAAAAAUGGUAUUUUUUUAAACAUCAAUCGAGCUGUUUGA
Molecule: messenger RNA, 1488 nt
Organism: Cotesia congregata
Lineage: Eukaryota; Metazoa; Arthropoda; Insecta; Hymenoptera; Braconidae
Source: the annotation of a GenBank genome assembly